Messenger RNA from Daphnia magna, 3269 nucleotides. RefSeq names its product calcium-transporting ATPase type 2C member 1 (gene SPoCk). The coding region runs from base 335 to 3136 and encodes 933 amino acids. Gene Ontology annotation, cellular component: endoplasmic reticulum; plasma membrane; Golgi membrane. The record is from RefSeq and is a predicted model, not a curated record. Lineage: Eukaryota; Metazoa; Arthropoda; Branchiopoda; Diplostraca; Daphniidae. Gene Ontology annotation, molecular function: P-type calcium transporter activity; ATP binding; ATP hydrolysis activity. Gene Ontology annotation, biological process: calcium ion transmembrane transport; intracellular calcium ion homeostasis; manganese ion transport. The transcript is spliced from 4 exons.
AGUUAAAUUCUCAGUGAAUUGAAGCAUACAAAAUUCAGCCGCAAGUUCCGUUUCACGAAACGGCGAUUCAGCGAAAACAGCGAGUCUGCAAGUUGGCAAGGCGUGGGCACACUGAACUGGCAACGUAGCUGCGAGCAGGUGAUUUGACAUUUCGUCUGGAAUGUCUACGUAUCGAAACAAGUGUUUAGGCAUAAUAUCGGGCAGGAACUUAUAAAAAGACUGCUCUGUGAACCACACUUAUUCAUCUGACGUCACAGUUGUCGGCAAAUAUAAUAUAAUCGGUUGUUUGAUAUGCUACGGUGAUCUUAUCGUCAUGGCUAAAGCAAUCUAGAAGAUGCCCUUAGGAAUAAAUGAGAAUGAUAGAGAGGAAAAACUGAACAUCUCACGUGAGGAUAAAUUACAUUUUGAAGAAAUGUGGCUGCCAUCCAUUGAGGCCAGCAGUUUGGCUGUGGAAGAUGUUGCAAGAAAAUUAGACACUAAUAUGCUUUCUGGUCUGAGUUGGGCAGAGGCAGAGAGAAGGAAAUCAAUGUUUGGGGCCAACGAAUUUGUGGUAAAAAAUGAAGAUCCCAUAUGGAGGAAGUACAUGGAACAAUUUCAAAAUCCACUGAUACUCUUGCUGCUUGGUUCGGCAUUUGUCAGUGUCUGCAUGAGACAGUUUGAUGAUGCUGUAAGUAUCACCGUGGCAAUCCUAAUUGUUGUGACCGUGGCAUUUGUCCAGGAAUAUAGGUCUGAGAAGUCAUUAGAAGCAUUGACCAAACUCAUUCCACCGUCAUGCCACUGCAUUCGUGACAGCAAAGUUCACUCUUUUUACGCCAGAGACCUAGUGCCAGGUGACAUUGUGCUGCUCAAUUUAGGCGCACAGGUACCGGCUGAUUUGAGAUUGUUUGAGACCAUCGAAUUGUCCAUCGAUGAAAGCAGUUUUACUGGAGAAACGGAACCAGUAAUUAAGCAAACAAAAAGACGCAAAACAGAUGAAAACAAGUCGACUUGGGAAACCAUGGCCUAUAUGGGCACCUUGGUUCGAUGUGGCUCGGGAAAAGGCAUCGUUGUAUCAACCGGUGACCGCUCUGACUUUGGUCAAAUGUUUCGGUUAAUGCAAGCAGUAGAAUCACCAAAAACUCCGCUCCAAGAGAGCAUGGACACGCUUGGAAAGCAUUUGUCCUACAUUUCUUUUGGCAUUAUCGGUUUCAUCAUGUUAGCCGGCUGGCUGCAAGGCAAACCUUUGAUGGAUAUGUUCAACAUUGGCGUCAGUUUAGCUGUCGCCGCCAUCCCUGAGGGUCUUCCUAUAGUCGUAACGGUCACAUUGGCACUUGGCGUUACUCGUAUGGCCAAACGGAACGCCAUUGUCAAGAAAAUUCCUACAGUUGAAACUCUAGGAUGCGUGAACGUCAUCUGCUCAGAUAAGACAGGCACACUAACCAAAAACGAAAUGACGGUUACUAAUAUCGUAACAUCGGACGGGUGGCGAGCCCAGGUUACCGGUUCAGGCUACAACAACAUCGGUGCCGUACAAAUCCAGGACAGCUCAAGUGACCAAGAAACAGCACAAAUGGCUCGGAGUUCAAUUUAUAACGUUCUAGAGGUUGGAUGUGUCUGUAAUAAUGCUGCAAUAAGCCCAGAAGGAACCUUACGUGGUCAGCCAACUGAAGGAGCCCUAUUGGCAGCCGCCAUGAAAUAUGGCAUGCAUGCUUGCAGUUCAAACUACCACCGUCUGCAGGAAUAUCCCUUCAAUUCAGAAAUGAAAGUCAUGACUGUGCGCUGUAUGCCUCGUGCGGCGCACAAUGAAUUGCAUCAAGAAGUCUUCUUUUCCAAAGGAGCUGUUGAGAAGAUAUUACAAUACUGUUCGAAAAUCCACUACCAAGGCCACUGCGUGCCGCUAACCGUUGAACAACAACAACGAGUACUGAGUGAAGCCCGACAGCUAGCAACGCACGGUCUACGUGUAAUUGGUAUGGCUCGCGGCGAUUCCAUGGAGUCUAUGGAAUUUCUUGGCAUGGUGGGUUUGCACGAUCCACCACGUCCUCAGGUGCGACAGGCUGUUGACAUUUUUCACAGCACUGGAGUUCAAGUGGUAAUGGUGACUGGUGACGCUAUGGAGACAGCCGUGUCGAUGGCAGAACUUUUGGGCAUCUAUCGACCCAACAGUACGAUCGUCUCUGGAGAACAAUUGGAUGCUAUGGCCGACGACGAAUUAAAAGACCGAGUGAUGGAUGUGUCUGUAUUUUAUCGGGUCACUCCUCGCCAGAAAUUGCGCAUCGUGCAAGCUUUCCAAUCUGUGGGUGCCGUAGUUGCUAUGACCGGUGAUGGUGUCAACGACUGCGUGGCGCUCAAAGCAGCUCAUAUCGGCAUUGCUAUGGGAAAGAACGGUACAGAUGUAUCCAAAGAAGCUGCAGAUAUGAUUUUGGUUGACGACGAUUUUUACACCAUCAUGGCUGCUGUCGAAGAGGGUAAAGGUAUAUUUUAUAACAUCCGCAACUUCAUACGCUUCCAGCUGAGUACCAGUAUUGCUGCAUUGUCGCUUAUCACCAUUACUACUUUGGCCGGGUUACCUAACCCGCUGAACGCCAUGCAAAUCCUGUGGAUCAAUAUUUUAAUGGACGGACCUCCUGCUCAAAGCCUCGGCGUAGAGCCCGUAGACAAAGACGUCAUUCGGCAACCUCCACGCAGCAGCAAGCAAUCAAUGAUUGAUCGAUCUCUCAUCGUGAAUGUUUUACUUUCGGCAGCUAUAAUCGUUCUGGGAACUCUCUUCGUGUUUCAACGCGAGCUACAGGAUAACAAAUUAACACCACGUGACACGACUAUGACGUUUACGUGCUUUGUCUUGUUCGAUUUGUUUAACGCACUGAGUUGCCGCUCCCAGGACAAAUCCGUCUGGGAAAUCGGACUUUGCACGAACCGACUCUUCAUUGCAGCCGUUGCCCUGUCAUUAUGUGGACAGCUGCUCGUCAUCUUUUUUUCACCUCUGCAGUGGGUUUUCCAGACGGAAGCUCUCCACUUUCAGGACUUUGCCUUCCUGACGGCCAUCACUUCUAGUGUCUUAAUUGUGUCCGAAUUGAGAAAGUGGAUCCAGCGACACUCGCCUUUUCGACUUGGCUCUCGUAUUACCAAAGGGCGAAGUCGUUCUGAUUUGAUCUAACAAAUUCAGUUUCAAUCGUACAACCACCUUCUUGCUGUCAAUCUCUUGCUUUUUUAUUCGAUUUCAUUUUCCAUUAAUUGUUGUUACUGAAGGUAUUCGUUUGACGAGUCAAUAGAUUGCCAAGAGAACAGAA